CAAACGUUCCGUCCCUCAGUGACGACGAAGGCAGACAGCUACGUUACUGAAUUAACUUUAGCUAGUUUGAUAAACUGUCGCUAUAAAUUAACUUGGCAAGGAAAGUAGUACCUCAGACAUAAAGCUGUCGCAACAAUAAUGUAGACCUACUGGUGUGACGUACGCUACGUAAUAUCUGGAAAUCACUACUGCUGGUGCUUAGUGAAAUGAAAGUGAAACAACAUUGUGUGAACAACAAUUUCACGGCAGCGUUGGAACAUAUUCGCCUGCUAUACACGGGGGACGAUGCCGGUCACGUUCAGCGGCUGGGAAGCGGUGUGUGAGGGAAGGCGGCUGAAAGCGGGCCAAGCUCCGAAGAGAGGGCGAGGCUACACCAUGUACCACGGCACGCACAAGAACAACGCCAAGGCCAUAAUCCAGUCCGGGUUCAAGCCUUCCGCUGGAGGAACGCUGGGCCCAGGGGUCUAUUGCAGCAGAGACCUCAACAAGGCCAUGUCAUACCCCCCGUCCUGUGCCUCCAACGACAGGGUGGUGUUCAGGCUCCUGGUGCGAGUGGGGAAGGUCAAGAAGAUCGACGGGCCGAGCAUGAACCUGAUGACCUCGUGGCAUCAGAACGGCUACGACACGGCCUGGCUGCCUUCGGGCAUGGUAAGCCAUGAGGAAGACUGCGUCUGGGACCCCAAGAGGCUGACCGUGGUGGCCAUCGAGCACUGCCUUGACGCAACCGCCAAGAACGACCUGGAGAAAGUCAUUAAGCAGCAAGGCAAUGGGGCGGCAGGGAGCGCGGCCCCCCAGCAGGGCAGUUGUAAGACCUGCGGGCAGCGCCCGCGGCCCCGCACUGCUCACGCGCUCCAAAAGUGCUGGGGAUGUGCAACCCAAAUCUGCCCUUUCAUGGAGAAACACGUAUGCCCCAGUAAGAGUUAAUAACAAAAGACUGAGCGGGAGGCAGUGUGGUAUAGGGACGUGAACGUUUGAUUUUGUAGGCCCCACAAAAUUGUGUACCGCUGUUCACAUAAUUCUACAUUUUUAUUAAUAUUAGAUUUCAUGCCCAUCAUACAGUUUGUUGCUGUAAUACUAAGUGUUUGAUGUGCCCUUGCAUGUGUGUAAUAAUAAUUAUGUAAUGCCAUCUACCCCUGAAAAAAUGACACCACUAAACUAUUCCCUAUCCUAUAAAAAAUCACAGAUGCAGUUUUGAGUAGUCCUACAAUGUGUUUACCAAGUGUUGGAUGUAUGCUUGCAAAUGUAUGCAAAUAAUACUGUAGUCACUGAAAAAUAAAAGAUUUGGAUAAUAAA
Molecule: messenger RNA, 1293 nt
Organism: Conger conger (European conger)
Lineage: Eukaryota; Metazoa; Chordata; Actinopteri; Anguilliformes; Congridae
Exons: 2
Coding region: 286-924 (212 amino acids)
Cellular component (GO): cytoplasm
Molecular function (GO): NAD+ poly-ADP-ribosyltransferase activity
Source: RefSeq, a predicted model, not a curated record